This is a messenger RNA of Eucalyptus grandis, 1173 nucleotides long. RefSeq names its product derlin-2.2. Lineage: Eukaryota; Viridiplantae; Streptophyta; Magnoliopsida; Myrtales; Myrtaceae. Gene Ontology annotation, cellular component: endoplasmic reticulum membrane; Hrd1p ubiquitin ligase ERAD-L complex. The coding region runs from base 219 to 953 and encodes 244 amino acids. Gene Ontology annotation, molecular function: ubiquitin-specific protease binding; misfolded protein binding. Gene Ontology annotation, biological process: endoplasmic reticulum unfolded protein response. The record is from RefSeq and is a predicted model, not a curated record. The transcript has 6 exons.
GAUUCGAGCCCUCCUCUCUCUCUCUCUCCCUCUCCCUCUCUCCCUCUCUCCGACUCCUGCAAGUGCUUCAUUCGCGCGCCGGCCGGCGACCCGAGAGUCAAGAACGGCCGACCGGGUCAACGUUCGUUCGUUCGUUGGUCGAGUUCGGGGAAAAUAAGGAGUGGGUUUCGGGUUUCUUGUCUGUUUCCCGGGUUUGGAAGAACGGGGUGGAGGAAAAGAUGGCUCAAGCAGUGGAGGAAUGGUACAAGCAGAUGCCCAUCAUUACUCGGUCCUACCUCACGGCCGCAAUCGUCACCACCAUCGGCUGCUCCCUCGAGAUAAUAUCACCUUAUAACCUUUACUUGAAUCCAAGGCUCAUCUUCAAGCAGUAUCAGCUAUGGCGCCUCGUCACCAAUUUCUUGUACUUCCGCAAGAUGGAUCUGGACUUCUUAUUCCACAUGUUCUUUCUUGCUCGGUACUGCAAGCUUCUUGAAGAGAAUUCUUUUAGGGGAAGGACAGCUGAUUUCUUUUACAUGCUCUUAUUUGGCUCCACUGUGUUAACUGGAAUCGUUCUUAUUGGAGGAAUGGUACCUUAUGUAUCAGAAUCAUUUGCAAAAAUUAUAUUUCUUAGCAACUCACUGACUUUCAUGAUGGUUUAUGUGUGGAGCAAGCAAAAUCCUUUUAUCCAUAUGAGUUUCUUGGGUCUCUUUACGUUUACCGCAGCUUACCUACCGUGGGUUCUUCUGGGAUUCUCAGUGCUCGUAGGUGCGAGUGCGUGGGUGGAUUUAUUGGGAAUGAUAGCUGGUCAUGCCUACUACUUUCUUGAAGACGUGUAUCCACGGAUGACGGGUCGUCGGCCCCUAAGAACCCCAUCAUUUAUCAAGGCUCUAUUCGCUGAUGAGGCUGUCGUGGUUGCACGGCCAGCAGCCGUGAGAUUCGCCGCCCCUCCUCCAGAGGAAGUUCACCAAGAUUGAUGGCAUUGAUAGCUGAGACAAGAAGAGUUUUAUGGUUUAGCUUAUUCUACUGUUGAGACAGAAAUCACAAGGAUAGCGGAACAAUUCUGGUCCUUUACCGUAGAAAAACACUCCUGCGCAUGCUUUGGUGCUUGUAAUUAACCAUCAACUGCUUUUGAGCGUAACCUGAUAUAUGCUAUUCAGAUUUUCAAGUUGUGCAGUUUUGAAGUUGAGUCCUUAA